This is a messenger RNA of Durusdinium trenchii, 2064 nucleotides long. NCBI's taxonomy places the organism in Eukaryota, Dinophyceae, Suessiales, Symbiodiniaceae. The record is from the annotation of a GenBank genome assembly.
AAAAAAAACAAAACGAACUUCACGAGCUUUGUGACCAAAGCCACGGCGGCCAUGGAGUCGGCUCGCCUUCGUGAGCUGCGAGCGCGGGAGAACGCGCUGCGAGCGGAGCUCCAGGUGGUGGAAGCCGCCCUUGAAGCAGCGAUCAAUGAAGGUGCUGCUGCACCCGAGGAGAGCGGCGAGCCACACUUACAUCACCGACCCAGUUGGUCUAUGCUUGGCGGUGCUGAUGGUGCCAGCACUGUGCCACGGAACUUGGGGCAGGAAGAGACUGACUUGCAGGCCGUGCUGAAAAGUUUUCCCAGCUUGGACGUGGGUCCGAUUGGAGAAUUCAACCACUGGGAUCGCCGAGAGUGCCGAGUACGCAACCCUGAAGUUUGGACGAAGCGCUGUGAGGACUAUAUGGCUUCCCUAGGUUCUGCAGCGAUUCCAAAAGUAAUUCAUCAGAUUUGGGUUGGCCCGAAAGAGCCUCCAUGUCUUUGGCUGGACACUUUCCGGGCAGACUAUUUGGAGGCACAUCCAGACUGGAGCUAUGAGAUUUGGAGCGAUGAGCGCGUCGCAAAGUUGCCCAUGUUCAACGAGAAGAUCUACGUGGAAGAGAAGAUGUGGCAGUGCAAAGCCGACAUUUUGCGUUUGGAAUUUCUUUGGCAUCACGGUGGUGUCUAUGUGGAUGCUGACAUGAUCUCUGUGGGGAAAAAGUCCUUGAAUCCGAUUGUCGAGCUGGGCAAGGAGACAGGCUUUGUGAUCGCUUAUGAGCCUGACACCAAAGACAAGCCAUACUCCAUUCUAGGAAACUCAGUGAUCGCAUGCACACCCAAGCAUCCUCUAAUCUUGAUGCUGAUCUUGUACCUCAAGCAGACUUUCUACCAGAAGCGAAACCACAUCGAAGUCUUCGCUGUUACAGGCCCUGUGAUGUAUACAAAGUGCUUGGUUGACUCGUGCAUGCCCAUCUCUAUUGCAGCUCAAGAGCUUCUGUACCCAGCCUUUCACUUCGUGCCGAAUCCUGACGCCAUUGACUUCUCUCGAUUUCCUAAGUGCUUGAUGUUUCAGUUCGGCUACACCUGCUCUGGACUGGAAGGAUAUGUGAAGCGCAGAAACCGCUGCAAGAGGCCGUCCGAGUGCCCCUUUCACGCCAAGACACCCUAUGCGCAAAGCUACAAGGCUUUGAGCGGCCCGGACACACCACUCUAUGGACAGGUUCCUGUGGCUAUGGCAUACUUGGAACAACUCCUGUCGCUGCCGGUUCCGGCAGAUGGCAGCUUCCCAUUGGAAGAGGGCACGGCUUUGUUCCUUGUGGAUGGGGAGAUUGUCCACUUGGUGGAGCUUAGGCAGCAGGUACCAGGUUUCAUGGGCCGCGUGCGCCAUCAACCCUGGGACGUAGUGAUGCUGGGCAUGGAGUGGUCCACUGGUGCAGAUGAGGUGGUUCUUUUCAAUGUCCCUCCUGGUGGACGGCCAAAGCAUUCCAAUUGCUUAGCCAUCAUUGUGAAUGUUGCUGGCACGAAGAAGAUGCAGGUCCUGCGGCCGACGCUGCAGCGCUGCGUCACUCCAACGGGCUUUGACCCAUCUCCUUUGUUCAACUCUGCGGGACAGCUCUCUUUGUGGUUUGCAGCCCAGAAGUAUCCAGGUACGCUAGAAGAAGCCCGCAUUUGGAAGAGCAUGCCCCAGGUGCGACAAGCCUUCCAGCAGUUGGCAAGGCACGAUCCGCCUUUGCAGUGCGAGACCUACGAGGUGCACGGGAAUCUGCUGAAGGGCCAGCAAGAUGGCCGCAUGGUUUUUGAGAUGGUGUUGGAGCCCAAUGGCGGCAUAAUGUUCAGGUCCUGGAAUGACGACAACUCACCAAACUGUGAGAUGAAAAGUGCGCCGGGGCGAGUGGAGUGGAUGAAGGUCUUUUACAACCACGCAAUCGUCUUCGAAGCGCAAAACAAACCAAUCUCGUGAUGCAGGUCAUGGAGGCCUCCCGACUUUUCCGUCGCGACUGAGCGACCACUGCGGCGCACUUGGCAUGUUUUGCCAAAUGCAGCGAGCACGAGCUUGGAACUGGGACGGACCAGAGCAAAGCUGCGAAGG